Messenger RNA from Aspergillus affinis, 3147 nucleotides. The record is from RefSeq and is a predicted model, not a curated record. Lineage: Eukaryota; Fungi; Ascomycota; Eurotiomycetes; Eurotiales; Aspergillaceae.
CGUUGGCGAAGGCCUCACGGGCUUCCUGAAUUGUGAAGCCAUCCAGACCAUGCAUCUGGUGUUGAUUGCGCUGCUGCGUUCUUUUUCAUCGUUCAACAGUCUCACGAAGUUGAAGGUUUUCAUGCUCUAAGAGAACCGCCCGAUUCAAGGCUAUCUCUGCUCCCUUAAAGAUGUAUGAUAACGCUGUUUGCAUGGGUGAAGCCAGGGAAUCUGCUUGUUGAAGUAACUGAGAGAUUGUAGACUCAUGUUCCUUGAAUCGCUCCAAAUUUAAACGCGUUUUAGUAAUAGUUGAAGUAGUUCCUUGGCUGCUUCGCCGGCUCUCCUCUCUGUAGAAGAUGAGAUUAUCCAGAACCUUUGUCGGGUGAAAAGGAACAAUUCCGGAGGCUUUGAAAGCACUCUGGAUAUUGGCCUUCUUUAAGGCUUGGACGUGGGCUUCUAAAUCGAUAUCAAGAAAGUCAACUUUAUCGAUAUGAUGAUAUCCUGUUCGUAUAAGCCUUUCAAUGAAUUGCUGUAGGCCCUUUUAAAUGGUGAAAAGCAGGCUAUAUCCAACGGUUGACAGAGAUGACUCAGAUGAGAGGAAUUAGCGGGCAUGCAGAUCGAUAUAAUAUCAUAUUGACGACAUAUAUCAUCAAAUUGAGGUGUUAAAUGGGAGUCAUGUCCGUCAAGGAGUAAGAGGCUAUAUUGGCCUGUUCUCCGGUCCUUUAUAUAAGGAGUAAAGUGUUCCUUGAGCCAGUGUUCACCGAUUUUUAAUAAAUCUGCAUCUCUGAUAGAGUCUACCGCUAUUCAAUGAAAUAGCAAGAGUGGACGCCUUGGAUGGAAGCAGGUGGAGGUCAAGCAGCAAUUCUACCCACACUAAUAAUCUAGAGGAUCUGGUUAUGCAGAUCCAAAGAAAAUAGUGAGAUAUAUAGUGCAAAUGUUCAUUUAUCUCUAAUACGUACGACCAUAGGGUGUGGAGAACAGGGCUUCCCGUCCGCUCAGCCGUACUUAAACCACACGCCGGCAGCCAACGCGACGGGACUAAAGUGGGAGCACGCAUUUGACAAAGCCACAUCUUUCGUAUCCCAGCUCACCCUCGAAGAGAAAGUUGGCUUAGUCUCCGGCACCGAAGGCCCCUGCGUGGGCAACAUCAUACCCAUCCCGCGUUUGAACUUCACCGGAUUGUGCAUCCAGAAUGGACCAAUGGCACUUGAGCAAGGAACCUAUGUCUCGGUCUUCCCUGCUGGUGUGACGAUCGCUGCGACAUGGGACAAGCGCAUUGCUUACGAGCGAGGAAAUCAGCAUGCGGCGGAGUUCCGCGCUAAGAGGUCUCAGAUUAUCCUGGGACCAGUUGCCGGUCCACUCGGUCGUUCAGCUUUGGGUGGACGAAACUGGGAGGGAUUCUCGCCGGAUCCAUUCUUGAUGGGAGAGCUAUUCACUGAAACCAUCGUGGGAACCCAGGAUGGUGGUGUUCAAGCCUGCGCAAAACAUUACAUCGGCAAUGAACAGGAGACUCAAAGGCAGCCGUCUCAGAGCGAAAAUGGGAAGACAAUCGAGAGCAUCUCGUCUAACAUUGAUGAUACAACUCUCCAUGAGCUCUAUCUUUGGCCUUUCCAGCAAGCAGUCAAGGCCGGAGUGGCGACAGUGAGUGAACUUGGCUUCCAGGGCUACGUGAUGUUCGACUGGGGUGCCACUGACACCGGACCGAAGGCCAUAAACUCAGGAGAAGAUAUGGAUAUGCCAGGAACCUCCAGUUUUGGACCCGUUUACUGGGGUCCAAACCUCACAGAGGCCAUAAAGAACGGAUCAGUUUCAACCGGCCGCUUGGACGAUAUGUGCCAUCGGGUCUUGACACCUUACUUCUACUUAAAUCAAGACCAGGGAUUUCCGGGUGUUGACCCGAGCUCGAAGGAUAUCAACGCCCUUCUUUUUGAUGGCCCCGAGACGUACGAGAACUACAACUAUACGUUUCCUCAUACCGCAAACGUUGAUGUUCGCGGCAAUCACGGAGACUUCAUUCGCAAAGCUGCAGCGGAGGGCACUGUGCUUUUGAAAAAUGUCAACUACACUCUACCACUGCAAUCACCGAAGCAGAUCGCUGUUUAUGAUAAUGAUGCGGGUGAAUUCACCAACGGAAUGUCCUUCUUCUACUUUGACGGGGUCAGCAAUUACGAGUACGGCGUGCUUCCAGCGGGUGAAGGCUCAGGUUCCGGCCUGUUCAGCUACGUUGUCAGCCCCUUGGAAGCUAUCAAGCAGCGUGCCAAUUUCAAGAAAACUCUAGUUCAAUAUCUGUUGAACAACACUGCCAUUAUUGAAGAUAACAGUCCGAGUAUGAAUGCUCUCCUCCCUUCACCACCAGACAUCUGCCUAGUCUUUUUGAAGAGUUGGGCUACUGAAGGUAAAGACCGCACUACGCUGCUCCAUGACUGGCUUGGAGCUGAAGUUGUAGAGAAAGUUGCAUCCAAAUGUGCCAACACUGUGGUAGUCUCUCACACGGGUGGAAUAAACGUGAUGCCAUGGGCAAACCAUCCCAAUGUCACGGCAAUUCUGGUCGCACAUCUCCCAGGUCAAGAGGCCGGUAACAGUAUUGUCGACGUGCUCUGGGGUGACGUGAACCCAUCCGGUCACUUACCUUAUACCAUCGCUAAGAAAGAAUCGGACUACUCUUAUGCGCCUAUUGUCAACUCAACGUCUCUCACAAACGCGGAAGAUCCGACGGCCUGGCAGGAUGAUUUCAAAGGUGGAGAUCUAAUUGAUUACCAUAAAUUAUCCGCUGAGUCUCUAUCCGCAAAGACUCUGCCCGGAGGAAAUCCCCAUUUAUGGGACAACCUGUACAGAAUCUCCACCACCGUGAAGAACGCCGGUCACACAGCAGGCGCCACGGUGCCGCAGCUCUAUUUGAACCUACCCAAGUUGCCUUCGACGAACUCCCAAAUUCAGGCAAAGAAGGUACUUCGUGGAUUUUACAAGCUCCACCUCAAAACUGGCGAGUCUAAAACGGUCACGUUCGAUUUAACAAGAAGGGACAUCAGUCGAUGGGAUGUCGUGAAGCAGAAGUGGGUCAUUCCGGAGGGCAAGGUCCAGGCAUGGGUGGGAUUCUCGAGUCGCGAUCUUCGUGCGGGCGGUUCAUUCACGCAAAUCCCUUGGUUUAUUGCAUCGAACGCUGAAUAA